This is a messenger RNA of Cyprinodon variegatus (sheepshead minnow), 1817 nucleotides long. RefSeq names its product zinc finger protein 260-like. Bases 23 to 1051 code for a protein of 342 amino acids. The record is from RefSeq and is a predicted model, not a curated record. Gene Ontology annotation, molecular function: DNA-binding transcription factor activity, RNA polymerase II-specific; RNA polymerase II cis-regulatory region sequence-specific DNA binding. Gene Ontology annotation, biological process: regulation of transcription by RNA polymerase II. Gene Ontology annotation, cellular component: nucleus. Lineage: Eukaryota; Metazoa; Chordata; Actinopteri; Cyprinodontiformes; Cyprinodontidae. The transcript has 2 exons.
GGUGGACGUGGACGCUGCUGCAAUGGCCGGAGUGGAGAGCUGGGUUCCGUCUCGGUGUCGGUCCAAAAUGGAGCAGCUGCAGGAGUUCGUCAGGGAGCGGCUGAGCGCCGCGGCGGAGGAGAUAUUCGGGGCGGUGGAGAGAACCUUCUUAGAGCUGGAGAAGGAGGCGCUGGGGUCCAUGGAAGCGGUCAGAACCGGAACCACCGAGCUGCUGCUGACGUCAGCAGAACCGCUGCCUGCUGGGAAGGAUGCAGCCUCUCCGGACCUCCGGGCGUCAGGGGAACCAGCCUCCACAGAACCAGAGCAGGUUCUGGUGAAGCCCAUCAAAGAUGAGUUUUGGGACGGUCCAGGAUUCUGGCCCGGUCCGGACCAGGCGACCCUGAUGGAGCAGUGGAACAGCGACUCCGUCUGUCUGAAGCUGGUGGAGGAGGGGACGACUCACACCUCCGCUGACCCGGAAGCAGAAUGUCUGGACCGGUCGGACUUCUGCCAGCCGGUGUCGUCUGAAGGCGAGCCGGAGGCCGAGGAACGCGCUGUGGGGGCCCGGAAGAGGCGGGCCCAGCGGAACGUCACGGCGUUCCACUGCGGGACGUGCGGAGAGUCGUUCCUCCGCAGGAGCUCCAUGGUAAUACACGCCAAGUCCCACGCUACGCCGUUUUCCCCGCUCUGUCCCUCGGAGCGUGCGGCGCCGGCGCCCACGGUGGACAACCUGUGCCAUGUCUGCGGGAAGACCUUCACCACGGCCACCCAUCUCAAACGGCACAUGCUGAUCCACACGGGCCAGAGGCCGCACCGCUGCAAGGAGUGCGGGAAGACGUUUGCCCGCGGCGAGUGUCUGAGGAUCCACAUGAGGAUCCACACGGUGGAGAGGCCGUACGCCUGCCAGCGCUGCCCCAAGAGCUUCAGGCAGAGGAGCAACCUGGUCACCCACAUGAGGAUGCACACGGGGGAGAAACCCUACCUCUGCAGCAUCUGCUCCCAGCCCUUCACCUACAAGAAGGACCUGAACAAACACACUCAGAGCCACAGCCUCAGCCCGGCGCCACUCUAACCAGACCGCGGCGGGCAGCGGCGCCCGCUGAGGUGCUCGGGAGGCCGGGUUUAUUGGCCGCCUGUCAGAAGGUUCUGGGUCCACAGGCCGAGCUGGACGGAGGCCCGAAGCUGGAUGUUUGUCCUGAUGGGAUUCCUUCCUGGCUUCAUCAGUCAGCAGCUAAUGCUAACGCUAGCUAUGUUUCUGUAGUCACCAAGUUCAGGAAAUGACAUCAUCACACUGAUGCUCUGGAUUCUAGAGAUUCUGGAGGAAGUUGUUGAACCUGUGGAUGAGGGCAGAGCUCAGAUUCACUCGUUUAUCCGUUGCUCUCCAGGCAGGAAGCCAUAAAUCCAGGACUAUUCCAGGACCGGGAGCUGAUUGGCUGACCCAGGCGUUUAAGCUAGCCACCGUAGCUAGCUCUGACAGCAGGCGGCGUGGAUGAGGCUUUAAUCUCAGAGACAGAAAUAUUCCACGUUAAUCUUAAACGAUUCACUUCUUCAAUGUUUAGACGUUUUCAUGUCUUCCACCGUGUCUCCUUCAUCACUUUUCCUCAUUAUUGCCUGUUUCUCUCCUUCAAUAAAACAGCUGUUUAACCUUUAAAGCAGCUUUAUAUGAAAUAUUUGAACCUAUUUUAACAACAGGUGACUCAGUUCAGAUGCAGAUGGUCUUUCUUCUGCAUCGUACGUCUUUCAAAGCUCACCGCUCAUCAAGCUUCAUGUUCAGAUUUAUCUCCUUUUUUCUACUUGACUUUCUACACAUCUUAAUAAAAAGAUUUUUAAAUAAAAUG